CUUCAGGAAAGGGGAGCAGGCCAGGAAGGCGUCACAUGAUGAGGGGCUGCCUAUGCCACUUUACUGUUAAGAGGUUAUACAUGCGACCCCUGCUUGCCCUCAUCAUAUAUAACCAAAGAAGACACGUGGAUAAAACAGGGUCACCUUGUCAUGGGAUGCUUGACAGAAAUGCUGUAGGAACAAGAGCUAUGUAUGCCCCACGAAUUUCAGAUGAGUUACGUCAAAAAGUGAUGUUUAUGCUUUAUGUUGGAAUAUCAUUGGAUGACAUAAUACAGCACCACACAGAGGUGAUGCAGAAGCAAGGUGGACCACAUAACCGUGAUGAUUUUCUCACUCGAAACGAUGUGCGCAACAUGGAAAGGAUUAUUCGUAAUUCUACUCAUGAACUGCAGGAAAAUGAUGAAUACAGUGUAAGGAUAUGGGUUCAACGCCAUCAGAAGCACGUUUUCUACUUCCAAGACAACUCUGUUUCAGAAUCCUUUGUCUUGGCAAUACAGACUGAUUGGCAGUUGCAGCAAAUGCUUCGUUAUGGACAUAAUAGUUUCAUCUCUUUUCAUUCAGCAUUUGGCUCAAAGAAACUUAAGUUUCCCCUUUGUUCUUUACUUGUUUUCAAUACAUCCCAAAAUGCAAUUCCAGUUGCUUGGAUUAUCACAUCAUCCUCAGUUAAUAAAGGCAUACAUAAGUGGAUUGGGUUGCUAUGUGAAAGAAUAAGAACCAGGGAUGCCAGAUGGAAGCCUAGUGCCGUGUUGUUGGAUAAUCCAUCCUUUGACUUUUCUAUCAUAAGAGAGGCUUUUCAAUGUCGCAUCCUAUUAUGCACCUGGCAUGUUCGCCGUGCUUGGAUUAAAAAGCUUCAAAAGAAAUGCAGCAACAUUGAGGUGCAACGUGAGAUGUUCAGGCAUAUGGGUGGGAUUUUGUACAGUGCAAGAUGUGGGCCUAGUGUUGUAGAAGCCAUUGAAGAGUUCAUGCAAAUAUUGUUGAUCAGUGUGGCUUCAUAGACUAUGUCAAGAGCCAUUGGCUAUCAAAUAUAGAUAUGUGGGUUAAUGGCAUAAAGUCACUCCCUGUAACAACUCCAGACUUGCAUGCUGCAAUAGAAUCCUAUCACCUAAUACUAAAGUCCAGGCUUCUGAAGGAGAAUUAUGCUAAUUUCUGGCCAAGAAUCGAUUGGCUAAUCCACACUUUAACUACUGAAUUUCACUCGUUAUACUGGCUAGACCAGUACAAUGUAGAAACAGGGUAUUUUGAGAAUCUAUGGGAAAAUUAUUUCUCCUCCAAUGCUUGGUAUCUUGCUCUCCACAUUCCAGAUGUUGAUGUACUACUGGAUGAUCAAAAUCUCCAUUUUGCAAAGAUCAUAUCACAGACAGACAGAAGCUUGGUGUAUACAGUUUGGAAUCCUGGUUCAGAAUUUUCACUUUGUGAUUGUUCCUGGUCUAAGCUGGGAAAUCUCUGUAAACAUGUCAUUAAGGUGGCAACUUUCUGUAGAACUCGGCAGGUAGCAAGGCCAUUAUUGUCUGCUCAAGUUUAUAAACAGGCUUUGCUUAAUCUUCUUCAUAACCCCCCGAUGAUCCUUUAGUUCUUGAUCAUGCCAUUCUACAUGUGGCUCGAUUGCAGCAAGACAUUAAAUCCUUGGAAGACUUGUCGAACAAUGGAUUGCUGCAGCCUUUACCAUCUGAUUUGAGUUCUCAAAUGGCAGAAAAUUCUCUGCUUUUUCAGCAUCUCCACUGACUAGUCCAUCAGAAACAGGGAAACAAGAAACUUUGUUUGGAGUAAAAUUGAUCGUCUUGUGCGUGCAGUAAUCCAGCAAGGGUUAGAAUUUGUUCCUAGAGCAAUUAACGUUGCAUGAGUUCAAAAGGAUAUACUUCUGCUUUUGAAAGUGGUGACUAUAUCAUUCAUUUCAUGAAAUCACACCAUUCUGCCUGCAUAAGUUAAUGCUGCACAGUACUGCCUACACUCUCGAAUAUUCCACCUAAUUAUUUUUUCGGUGGGUGAAUGUGUACUUUGCUCCACGGUCAUUAUGAUAGCAUGUCCAAGCUACUGUCUCACAAACUUUAUGGUAAGUGCAUCGCCUUUUUAGCCUUCUAGGGAUGUGGAGGAUCUCCAGGAUGUCAAAGAGAAAUGGAAAGGGCAGGAUAGAAGGAUCCUAGUAAAUAAAGUCACCUCGAAUUUAUUCUUUUCUGGUCCCAAGAUCCUUAAAAUUCAAGCGAAGCUGCGUUUGGUGUGCCAUG
Molecule: messenger RNA, 2222 nt
Organism: Prosopis cineraria
Lineage: Eukaryota; Viridiplantae; Streptophyta; Magnoliopsida; Fabales; Fabaceae
Exons: 5
Coding region: 36-995 (319 amino acids)
Source: RefSeq, a predicted model, not a curated record